Bemisia tabaci is the source of this 2526-nucleotide messenger RNA. RefSeq names its product pre-mRNA-processing factor 17. The record is from RefSeq and is a predicted model, not a curated record. Gene Ontology annotation, molecular function: protein binding; mRNA binding. Gene Ontology annotation, cellular component: catalytic step 2 spliceosome. Lineage: Eukaryota; Metazoa; Arthropoda; Insecta; Hemiptera; Aleyrodidae. Gene Ontology annotation, biological process: mRNA splicing, via spliceosome.
UUGAGCUUGAGCAGCGACCGUUCAGUUUCAGUCAGACAUAACUUGUCUCUGGACAUAACUUGUGUCUAAUUUUUUCUUUUCUCAUCAAAGAAUUGUUUAAUGAAACAUGUUAAAUAUUUUGCAGUAUGGAAGUGACAGUGACGAGGAGUCGACCGAAAAGGUCGAGGAAAAAGCAAAAACUAUUUUUGAGGAGGCCACUCUUCAUCUCAAAGAACCAGUAUCAACAUCGAUGCAGCUAUGUGCAGCUCCUGAAGUUGUACCCACGAAAGCAAUUGAGCCUUAUAGAUACAUUGAUCCCACUACUAAAGAGAUGACUUAUAACUUAAAGUAUGAAGAGUUAUUUGCGCCUGAAGUUGGGCCGGAAAACCCAUUCCUGACCCAGCAACAAAGAGCCCCCAAGAACAUGCUGUCAGGUUAUGUUGAACAAGCUCAUAUCAGUGAUUUUCAGUUUGAAAAUCAAAGAAGGACUUUUACAAGUUAUGGAUUUGCAUUGAAUCCCACAGUUGAUGCUGGAGACAACGAUGAUGGGAAACAAAUGGUACAAAAUACAGCAAUCCUGACAGAGCCGAAGACUGUGUUUGAAAAGACUAAAAAGAGACCAUUAGACAAAAGGAAAAAAGAGAAGAAUGAUGAUCCGUCAGACAUUGAUGGAUUUUUAGGCCCUUGGGCGUGCUUUAAAGAUGAAAAGCGAGUUAUGAAGCCCAACGAGGAGGAAGCAGAAGAGCUAGAAGAAUACUUGGCUAAAAAACAGAAAAGAGGGAAACAAACGGAUGACAAACCCAUUGAAGAAAAAACUAUUUUGCACAUCAAAGAUUCAACGGAUUAUCAAGGAAGGUCAUUUCUGCACCCACCGCAAGAUGUCGGUGUUAACCUUAGAUCAGAUGCUCCGCCUGACAGAUGCUUUCUGCCGAAGGCUCACAUUCACACGUGGCAGGGUCAUACUAAAGGAAUUUCUGCGAUUCGAUGGUUUCCUAAAUCUGCGCACUUACUGCUCUCUUGUAGCAUGGAUUGUAGAGUCAAGUUAUGGGAGGUAUACAAUGAACGUCGCUGUGUGCGAACAUACUAUGGGCAUCGGCAAGCAGUUCGAGAUAUAUGUUUCAACAAUCCAGGAACACAAUUUUUAUCUGCAGGAUAUGAUAGGUACAUAAAACUAUGGGACACUGAAACUGGAGAGUGUAUAUCCAGAUUCACAAGUAGAAAGAUUGCUUACUGUGUGAAGUUCAACCCAGAUGAUGAUAAGCAAGAUCUUUUUGUGGCAGGAACAUCAGAUAAAAAGAUUAUUUGUUGGGACACUCGUAGUGGUGAAAUUGUCCAAGAAUACGACCGGCACCUUGGAGCUGUAAAUUCCAUCACUUUUGUUGACGAAAAUCGCAGAUUUGUAACAACUUCCGAUGACAAGAGUUUGCGAGUUUGGGAAUGGGACAUUCCUGUUGAUAUGAAAUACAUUGCUGAUCCCAGUAUGCACUCUAUGCCAGCUGUGACUUUAUCUCCAAAUCAAAAAUGGUUAGCGUGUCAAAGUAUGGACAACAAAAUAGUCAUUUUCUCUGCUCUGAAUCGCUUCAAGCUGAAUCGGAAAAAAACAUUCACCGGGCAUAUGGUUGCUGGAUAUGCUUGUAACCUUGACUUUUCACCAGAUAUGAGUUACAUUGUAUCUGGAGAUGCUGAUGGAAAGUGCUAUGUUUGGGACUGGAAAACAACAAAACUAUUCAAAAAAUGGAAAGCUCAUGAUGCGGUCUGUAUUGCCGCUCUAUGGCAUCCACACGAGCCAAGCAAAGUGGUGACGGCUGGCUGGGAUGGUCUUCUCAAAUACUGGGACUAAUCUGUCGUAUUGUUAAAUUAUUUUAUUCUUGUUUUCUUCAUUUUAACUGUAAGAGAACGUAAGACUCAAGGAAAAGUCAAAGUGAGACUCAAAAACAACGUAAAGUUUUUUUAAACAAAUUACAUAAGUUUUCUUUAAAUUUAGGUUUAUUCAGCUGAUGAACUUUAGCUUUACAAAAUGUGUUUUGGAGGACUGUAAAAUUGUUUCUUCGUUACUUUGCAGGGUCCUACGAAGAGCCUAAAAAAUUAGAUUACAGCUUUUUCUCUCUUGUCUGUGAAUGCAGCGAUUGUAUCUCAACUUGAUGCCUUUUAACCUCUCGCCACCCUCUGACUACAAAAAAAAAAACAAGAAAUUAAUGUUUUCUUCAAAUCUAAUUUCCCAGGCACAUCCUAGGGAUAAAUGAUGGAAAAAUUAUUUCUUCCUCCCUAAUAACGUUCUAUCAACAUUGUAAAAUAUAGGGAAAAAGAAAGAGUAGAGCUUGAUGCUGCUUGAUAUUCAUCUUGCUUAAACUUUCAGUAAUUAUUUUCUCAUCACCAAUAUCAAAGUCGAAAACUCUUUCAGAAGUGCAAAUUGUCCUCUACCCUUCAUCAAAACUAGCAAUUUGGAUCUCAAGCCUUCAUUUGUAUUUUACUUGUCAUUUUAUAUCAGAAUACUUAUUUUCUUGUAAAUGUGUAUAAAAGUGUACAUAAACAAGAAUUACCUUUUUA